Molecule: messenger RNA, 2730 nt
Organism: Zerene cesonia (dogface butterfly)
Lineage: Eukaryota; Metazoa; Arthropoda; Insecta; Lepidoptera; Pieridae
Exons: 17
Coding region: 83-1717 (544 amino acids)
Cellular component (GO): membrane
Molecular function (GO): peptidase inhibitor activity
Source: RefSeq, a predicted model, not a curated record
UAGGAUCAGUAGUGAGAAAGCCGUGGUGGGAGGUGGACGUGUUGCAGGAUUUAUUGUGUUGUGUGUUUAAGGAUUGUGUGAAAUGAAGUGGUUUCUUGCGGUCGGCCUUUUCCUUGGUUGCGCGGAGCUUAGCCGGAGCAGCGCCAUAAGAUGUAAACCAGGGGACAACGACAAUUCAUGUAUCACAGAAUCUGCAGAUCAAGAGUUAAAAUUACCUGAUUUAGUAACGUACAUAGAGAUUGGGCCAGAGACAGAAUGUCGGCAUGGCAGUGUGUGGGACAGUAACUGUCACACGUGCCGUUGCUCAGAGAUGGGGCGGGCGGUCUGCAAGAGACAAGAGGGUUGCGACAAGGAAUAUGGUGAACCAUUAAGGUGCAAACCGAAUACAUCAUUCAAAAGAGCCUGCGGCACAUGCAUGUGUCUUGAAAAUGGGGUCGGUCUUUGCUCGAUGAAAGAAUGUGUGAAAAUAUCAAGACGUCCAAUUACUACGAAAUCCAAGGUCCCUUUCGGAAAGGAAUGCUUGCCCGGCACAGUGUGGACCAGUCGAUGCAAUGACUGCAAGUGUUCAGAGACAGGGUACCCUAGGUGUACACACAAUGACUGCCCAGGACAAGAAAACGAGCCAGAGUUGCUUUGUGAGCCAGAAUCAAUAUGGAACGAUGAUUGCAAUUCGUGUUGGUGCACGUCUGACGGGAUAGCGAUGUGUACGAGGAUUGGCUGUCCUAUAAAGCAGGUUGCAGAUUGGAGUGGGGGAUCAGUGAAGCCAAAAAUUGAGAGCCCCAUGUCGAAGUCGAGUACAAACACAACGAAAGCCGUUAUUUGCGCGGCAAACCGCAUGUUCAUAAAGGACUGUAACACAUGUUGGUGCAACGAAGACGGCACGAGUUUCUAUUGCACACGAAAAUCUUGUGUUAAUUUGUUUGAAGAAAAAAGCGUUAUCAAGAAUUUGCCCACACAAACACAAGUAUGUCGUCCAAACAGUGUGUAUGAAAUGAAUUGCAAUACAUGUUAUUGCAAUUCUAUGGGUACGUCAUCUCAUUGUACUCGGCGUGGAUGCCUCCCCGAAGAGAUUACUAAGAGUUCUGUCAGAAGAAACUUUACAGAGACACUCAAAACUCCUGUUGGAUUUAACGACACAACGAUUACAAAACUGCUUUCCGAAAUUCCAAUUAGAAUGAACGACACAGAGGUGCCAUUAAGGCUGAAACGAGCAUCAUCGCAGCAAAAAUCAAAUCCAGAUGACACAACGCAAUCAAGGGUUACUCCAAAUAUAAAGGGGACGCAGAAAAUCUGCAAGCCCGGCGUUGAGUUCAGGAUGGACUGCAAUAAAUGUUUAUGUGACAAUGAGGGACAAAACUUCUCCUGCACCAGGAAUGACUGCGCCGCUUUGAAUAGCAACGGCAACGGAGGAGAUAGGGCUAAGCGAGAAGUAAAAUCUCUAAAUCAAACAGACUGCACUCCCGGCAGUGUAUUUGAACAAGGCUGCAACGUGUGUCGAUGCACGUCAGACGGCAACCACGCUACCUGCACCAUGAAAAUGUGUCAAGAGGAAAGCACAGAUAACGAUAUAAAUGCACCAGAAUCCGACCCAAGUUUUCGUUGCAACCCAGGCGAACAGUUCAAACGCGGUUGCAAGGAUUGCACGUGCUCUGCUGACGGAAAGAGCGUUUUCUGCACAUUGCGCCUUUGCGAUCAGGACAUGAACCCGUCGCUGUAAUGCCUCUCUCCCUUUUCAAUCCAAAGUAGAUGCAUUUAUUUGUCUCUAUCGCUUCAAGAACAACUGUAAUUUAUACUUAUUUAAUGUAAUUUCGUACUGUAUUUUGUGUUUUGUAAAGGUUUCGUGCGGGAAUUGUAAGAACUAUUCGAGUAAUACGAAGAAGGUCUUCGAAGACUGUUCUUCUAUUAUAUUCGCUAUUUUUGUCAAAUAGUUAAUCAAGACCAUCAACACCAGUUAUCUUUGCUUUUUGUAGCAAUGAUAAUUGUCCUUUCAGAAAUCUUGAAAUAUAUUGUCAUUAAGGUAUAGUUUCGUAUUAUUGCAUUGUUGUAGUGACUACUUAUGUAAUAGACAAAUUUAGUUGCAUUUUUCGUUGCAGUAACAUUAAAAUGUAACGUUUUUAUUUGCUAAGUAGGUUUCAUUUUGCGUCUUUAAUUUAUAUAACAAUAUUCCUUUAUUUAAACGGGCUGGGCCUCUUAAAACUUAAUACAAGAUUUUAGAAUCUAUAAUAGUUUUUCGAUUGAUUUAUUUGCUUAUCAUUGGAUACGCGUAUCUUUUAAAGUGUUUCUUUGUAAGUAUUAGCAUACAUGUAAUCCUUUUUUAUAUGUAUGGUAUUAGUUCGUAAGAAUGGUGUUUUGUUUGUCAAUUUUACAGCAACAUUUAUAGUAUUUCAAACGAUGUUAAAUAAGGACUUAUUUAUCCAUACUUAUUCGUAAUUAUUUAAUAGUUUAUAGCGAUAAUUAUAAGUAAGGAGGUUUUUUGUAUGUAUACACCAAAAUUUCGAUAUAUUGCUCUCGUUGAAUUUAAAAUGUAAACAGGAUUUCAUUGAUCACUUCGAUUUAAAUAUGGAUUUAUUUCACUGGUUAUACGUUUCAACUAAAUUUUUUAAUAACUAUUGCUAAUUUUUUGUCUACAAGUUGUUUUCUUUUCAAUUAGUAGUAUUUUCACAUUGUAUUACCUAAUACGUAAUUAAACUUAAAGUAAAAUGAUCGUAUGGAUAAACUAUUAUAAUUAUG